GGACUGCGAUGUUUUCCCAGCACUAACAACAAGCAAAGAAUGCCGAGUCAUAAUUAAAAAAAAAGAUUUUGUGGAAGGAUAAAUUGUUGACUAAAGAACAGUAUAGUAGACAAACAACUAACAAAAUGACGGUGAUAAAUCGGAUGGAAAUCGAGUCCGCUUACCAAAAAGGCGAAGGAUUCCGUUCAUAUUAUAUCCAAAAGAUCGAGGAACUCCAGCUAAUUGUUGCCGAAAAGAGCCAAAAUUUGCGGCGCCUGCAGGCUCAGCGCAAUGAGCUUAAUGCGAAAGUUCGUAUGCUGCGUGAGGAGCUGCAGCUGCUUCAAGAACAAGGCAGCUAUGUGGGCGAGGUGGUGAAACCCAUGGAUAAAAAGAAGGUGCUGGUCAAGGUGCAUCCCGAGGGCAAGUUCGUGGUCGAUCUGGACAAAAACAUUGACAUUAACGACGUUACUCCCAAUUGCCGUGUGGCCUUGCGCAACGAGAGCUACACUCUGCACAAGAUAUUGCCCAACAAGGUGGACCCGCUGGUCUCACUGAUGAUGGUGGAGAAGGUGCCCGAUUCCACAUACGAAAUGGUCGGCGGCCUGGAUAAGCAGAUCAAGGAGAUCAAAGAGGUAAUCGAGCUGCCCGUCAAGCAUCCUGAGCUUUUCGAUGCCUUGGGUAUUGCCCAACCCAAGGGAGUGCUUCUUUAUGGUCCACCCGGUACUGGCAAAACUCUACUGGCCCGUGCCGUUGCCCAUCACACCGAAUGCACAUUUAUUCGCGUCUCCGGCUCUGAGCUGGUCCAGAAGUUCAUUGGUGAGGGAUCCCGUAUGGUGCGCGAACUCUUUGUUAUGGCCCGUGAGCAUGCGCCAUCCAUUAUCUUUAUGGAUGAAAUCGACUCAAUUGGAUCGUCGCGUAUCGAAUCUGGAUCUGGCGGAGAUUCCGAGGUGCAGCGUACCAUGUUGGAGCUGCUAAAUCAACUCGAUGGCUUUGAGGCCACCAAAAACAUUAAGGUAAUCAUGGCCACCAAUCGCAUUGACAUUCUGGACCCGGCUCUCCUACGUCCAGGCCGUAUUGAUCGCAAGAUCGAGUUCCCCCCACCGAACGAGGAGGCACGUCUGGACAUUCUGAAGAUCCAUUCGAGAAAGAUGAACCUCACCCGUGGUAUAAAUCUCCGCAAGAUCGCCGAACUGAUGCCUGGAGCAUCUGGUGCCGAGGUCAAGGGUGUCUGCACAGAAGCUGGCAUGUAUGCGCUCCGCGAGCGUCGUGUUCAUGUCACCCAGGAGGACUUUGAAAUGGCCGUGGCCAAGGUGAUGCAGAAGGAUUCGGAGAAGAAUAUGUCCAUCAAGAAGCUGUGGAAGUAGGGCAACAUAAUUAUACCUUUGCUUUAAAUAUAUCAGUUAGUAAAGUAAA
Messenger RNA from Drosophila serrata, 1392 nucleotides. RefSeq names its product 26S proteasome regulatory subunit Rpt6 (gene Rpt6). Gene Ontology annotation, molecular function: ATP hydrolysis activity; ATP binding. The record is from RefSeq and is a predicted model, not a curated record. Lineage: Eukaryota; Metazoa; Arthropoda; Insecta; Diptera; Drosophilidae.